This is a messenger RNA of Prorocentrum cordatum, 2358 nucleotides long. The record is from the annotation of a GenBank genome assembly. NCBI's taxonomy places the organism in Eukaryota, Dinophyceae, Prorocentrales, Prorocentraceae.
GUGGUCCAAGUUUUGAUUGCGGCAGCGCUCGUUGCUAAGGCAUCAGUUGGUCGAGUAGCAUACUGACACGAAGACCACCCUGAUGAAUACAUCCUAUCAAGCUCUGGGGGGUAACACUGCGACCGGGCAAGCCCAGGGCCAUCGCAUAUGGUCUGGUUGUCUGUUCGGUCUUCUUUCUGUUUCUGGGCUGGCAUGGCUGGGGCGUGACAAGGUGGGUCUUGGCCGCAGCGUGGCGCUCAUCGCACACGAGGGCCCCGCCGCCCCGCCGUACCUCGUGGGGUGGACUCGCGAGAGGUGGGCAUUCUGUAGCACUGCUGCGGAGCCUUGCCCCAUGAAAGAGCUGGACAUGCCUCCAGACGGCUGCGCAAGCGGCAGCAGCAGCCGCCGCCUGCUGCUGACGGCAGCCGGGCUCACAUCACCCUCGGUGCGGGAAGCCUUUCGGCAUGUCCUCGAGACAGCAUCGGCGUCAUCCGCCUUCCACCACGCUGCUGCCACUAGAAGAGUGAUGCUCGUGUUAGAUGCCGCUUACGAUGCAUACGAAGCGGGGACGCAAUUGACAAGCUCUUAUGAAUAUUGCCAAAUGCGCAAAGCAGAGCUGAGUUCGCUCGGUGCUUCUGUCGUAACCUGUGUCAUAGUGGAUCCCUCUGCACGGGAGCAUCUUUGGAAACGUGGUCUUGCAGAGGGCGGAGCGAGUAAAGAGUUCGGGGAGGUUAUGCGUAGGAUCGACGACGAUUUCAUAUUUCAGGAAUUGAAUCGUGCUGUUGCGGUGUUUGUCGAAUGCGGUAGUCCUCUCAUUUUAGCACAAAGUUUUCGCAGAAAAUUGACGUUGAGUCAGCCAGCUGUUUUCGGGACAACAUUGAGAGAUAUUAUCCGUUCCAAGGUGUUAGAUGGCACCGGGGCGUUCGCAUAUGUAGGUGUGUCAUCGGGAGCCAGCUUGGCAUCAGAAGUAUUAGUUGAAUUGGGUGCCAAUGAAGUUGCAAGUCUUGGAGGUGACAAUUCAGGCUUAGGUUUGGUGCCAAACUGUUCUUUCUAUCCUCAUGCAACUUUGCAGAGCAGCGAAUUCCUCCAUCAUUUGGUCAAGGCGUACCAGACUGGAGUGAUGGCUAUUCCAGACUGCCAGCCCAUCAUAGACACAGGUUUUGAAAAUGGUCGCCUCAGCCAUAUUUGUCCAUGAAAGCAUGCAAGCGGCAAGCCGUCGGCCAUUUUUGGUAUCUCCAACGUUCUGAAGGAGCAGCGAAGGGACACCGCUCAAUUUUCAUCGCAGGUUGGCGGAACGACUCGGCAGCUAUGCAGCCAGGUUAUUUUUUUCUCCAGCGCCUCCUUUACCUAGGCCUGGCAAACAUCAGUUCCUGGACGCGAUCUCCACAGCGUUGGUGGCCUCGUUGCAACGUUCCUUCGCUCCCGCGAGCUCGUCUAGGCUGUUGAAUUUUCAUCUCGGAGGUUGCCGCUCCAAGGGCGGUGCCCAAUCCAGGGUAGUGCGCUCGAAGCGACGAGAACCACUGCACAGCUGCUGGUGCCGCCGCGCGGAGACGGCAGAUCGCAGCCGUCCUGCGCCGCCCUGGUGACGACUGGAGCGGCGGAAUUGCACCGAUGAGUCGGAAUGAUUUCAGGUGCCUCGUUCGCGUUGGGACUGCACUUUCUCAAGGAUUGUGAAGUUGAUUGUGGUUAUCCGUUGAAGAGCGAUGCGGGUGCCGCCGUUGCCAUUGAGGAACUAUCAGAGUGAUUCUGUCGGGAGUGAAUCUCGCUGAUGCUCUAAGUAAAUACAUGAGCAGGGAUGAUAAUUUCAUGCAUAUGCGUAGUGCUUGCCAACAUUUCGUUGAUGUGAUGCACGAGCUGGCACCCGCUGCGGGGUGUCAGGUGAAUCCAUAUCCAGGUUACCUCGGGUGCUGCUUUGCUGGGACUUGAGCCGAGGAUCAGUUGACUCCCAGGUGUUCGUCUACGCGAUUUGCAGCAUGCGCUACAUGAUAUGUUCAUCUUUUGGCAUGACCGGAUGAUUCGCGACAUUGAAAACCGUGUACCGUGCCUUAGGACACCCCUGCAUGUUUGCGCCCAAGUCAUAGUCGCCUUUUGCUUGCACCAGUUUUCUACGAGUAUUAGUAUUAGUUCUGUAGAGUCGUGCCUGGACUCGCGAGGGUGGAGUCCGAGCGUCGAUGCAAUGUAUACUGGAUUCGAACUUUCCCGAUACUUCGUUUGUAUUGUAUAUCACAAUCUCACGACUGGGUGAUCAGGUCUCGAAGCCUUACGCUGCCGUCCUUGAUUUGUCUUGUUGCCUUCUCUCUUCAGGGAAUUCAUCUGUUUCACGGUUGUGCGUGCGUUGCCCGACGCCACUUGGAUCGAGUUCUAUUUUCCUCCAUGGCA